AUGGAUUUUUAUUGGCAUUAUUCAGGCAAGGAAGCAGUUGAUGCACAUAGAAAAGAGUAUCUUUGUCGAGCUAUUAAUGUUGCUAAACAAUUUUUUAAUACAUUAACGGAAUAUAUUCAGGGUGCGUGUCCACAAGAUCAAUUAGCAUUAGCAAAUAGUCGUUUAUGGGAUACAAUUGCUGGAUUUCUUUAUAUUUUUGCACAUAUGCAAAGAUGA
Molecule: messenger RNA, 216 nt
Organism: Rotaria sp. Silwood2
Lineage: Eukaryota; Metazoa; Rotifera; Eurotatoria; Philodinida; Philodinidae
Source: the annotation of a GenBank genome assembly